Messenger RNA from Aspergillus niger, 2340 nucleotides. RefSeq lists its product as uncharacterized. Gene Ontology annotation, cellular component: membrane; Golgi apparatus. The annotation marks the transcript as partial. Gene Ontology annotation, biological process: intracellular zinc ion homeostasis; zinc ion transport; transmembrane transport. The record is from RefSeq and is a predicted model, not a curated record. The transcript is spliced from 4 exons. Gene Ontology annotation, molecular function: zinc ion transmembrane transporter activity. NCBI's taxonomy places the organism in Eukaryota, Fungi, Ascomycota, Eurotiomycetes, Eurotiales, Aspergillaceae.
ACUAAGAGCGAUAGUGUGACGGGAUUAAUUGGAGCUCAAUCGAUUAGCUCUUCAAUUGACUCUCAACCAAGCACGACUCAGGAAGUCCUCUCUGGCCUACUCCUCUCCCUGCCGUGGAUCAUUCUUUCCUGGUACCACCAACAACAUGCGCUUUGGCAGACGACGUUUUCGACAAGCGAUGAGACCGCUGCAUCUAGCUUAGGAAGCGAACUCUUAGAGCAGGCUGCCAGCAAAACCUCCAUGCUGACCGCCGUCACAAUGAUUGUAUAUGGGUGUGGGCAAUUAUUUCGAUCGAUUCAACGAGGAGGGAGUGACUCGGAGGUUACACUGCCUCGAAUGAGCUCCAGUGCGGCAAGCGCUGCUUUGCUCCGGGUGUCUUCUGUCGCAUUGCCGAUAUAUGCGACAUUGAAGGUGGGAGGGUUCCUUGUCGCAUGCGGCUUGUUACUUCCUGUAGCGUCAGGUUUGCCGACCGUCGUUCAAGGCUAUGGCCUUCAUAGCAGUGCACAGUCCCGGCUCAGCCAAAAGAAAGUAACGGCCAUGCUUCUCGUCACCAUCAUUGCUCUGAGCCUUUGGGGUAUGAAUGCGACGCGAGACCCCCACCCAUACCUGGGCUAUGUCUCUCUGCUCACGUCGGUCUUCGUUCUUCGGCUCCCCUUUUCUGGGACUCCGUCCGUUUCUGCUGAUCUUGAUUACUUGACGUCCAAUGGCGCAGUAUCCCAGAAACAAUCUACAAAGCAGGACUCGGGCAAACUUUCGUCUAGUGAUUCAAUCCUGGCUGUCCUUUCAGGCAUUAUCCUGGCACUUGUUACUGUUGUUGUUUCUGGCAAUGUGUCCCUAAAGGCUUCCAACAUGAUGUACCAACUCGCAGCUGCUGGAGCACUUGCAAUAAGUCUCAUAUUCGUUUCCCCUUCCCAUCUACGCUCACCACAAAAGAUUGGUCUUAUGAUCGGUGUCGGAGCUGCCGCGCUCUUAAGCUCGCCGCCGCUGCAAGAAAAAGUCCACCUAGCUUAUGUACCUCGCGCCAUUGCAACUGCCGCCUCGUUCCUUGCUGCCAGAUUCGAUGACAGACAGUUGCGCCUUUCGCAACACUCUCAUACCCAUAAUCACCAUCAUCAUGCUCACUCUGGAGCUGAUGCUACGAAGAUAACGAGGCUCAUCAUCCAGUACAGCGAGCCUUAUCCCCUUUUGUACAGUAUUCUCAAGGAAAGCGAUUCACGACGUAUCUUCUACUUCAUGAGUCUUAAUUUUGCCUUUAUGCUUGUUCAGCUGUCCUAUGGAUUUAUGACUGGAUCCCUGGGUCUUCUUAGUGACAGUAUUCAUAUGUUCUUCGACUGCUUAGCGCUCGUGGUUGGUCUUUGUGCUGCUGUCAUGAGUAAAUGGCCCCCGAGCUCUAGGUUCCCCUACGGAUAUGGCAAAGUCGACACGCUUUCUGGGUUUGCCAACGGCAUCUUCCUUAUGAUCAUCAGCAUUGAAAUCAUCUAUGAAGCUGUCGAGCGACUUUCAUCCGGCAGUCAGAUGCAUCGUCUCGGCGAACUACUGGCGGUAAGUGUUGCGGGUCUUCUAGUCAACCUUGUCGGAAUCAUGGCAUUCGAUCAUGGACACGCGCACGGCCACGAUCACAGUCACGGGCACUCGCACGGAAACGAGAACAUGCACGGCAUUUUCCUACACAUUCUCGCCGACACUCUUGGCUCCGUGGCCGUUGUGAUCUCGACCAUCCUCGUGCACUACUCUGGCUGGCCAGGGUUCGAUCCAAUCGCCUCUUGUCUCAUUGCAAUCUUGAUUUUUGCCUCGGCAAUCCCGCUUGUCAGCAGCACUGCGAAGACCCUGCUGCUCACCCUGCCAGCUGACAUUGAAUACAAUGUCCGCGAAACCCUUGCUGGCGUUAGUACUUUACGGGGCGUUGUCGGGUACACCGUCCCAAAGUUCUGGCUGGACGAUACGGGGAAGGAAUCCGGCCACCACCACCAUCAUCAUCACGACGACCAUGCUCAUGCUCAUGCUCAUGCCCAUGCUCAUGAUCAUGGAUGCAACCACAGUCAUAGCCAUAGCCACGAUCACGAUCACGAUCAUGCUCACGACCACGGCCAUACUCACAGUCAUGACCACAAUUCCCACAGCCACGAUGAUCACGAUCACGAUCACGAUCACCAUGACACGCAUACCCCCAACGUCCUCGGCGUAAUCCACGUCAUCGCCUCUCGCAGCUCCGACCUCGAAGAUGUCCGCCAACGCACCGUGGACUACCUCCGCGAGAAGGGCAUGGACAUUCUCGUUCAGGUCGAACGCGAAGGAGACGGCCGUUGUUGGUGCGGUGGCGGCGGGAAUAAGCAUUCUUGA